This is a messenger RNA of Anopheles coustani, 1441 nucleotides long. RefSeq names its product multiple coagulation factor deficiency protein 2 homolog. The transcript has 4 exons. Bases 248 to 979 code for a protein of 243 amino acids. The record is from RefSeq and is a predicted model, not a curated record. Gene Ontology annotation, molecular function: calcium ion binding. Lineage: Eukaryota; Metazoa; Arthropoda; Insecta; Diptera; Culicidae.
GAAAACAUACGUGGAUGUUUUCAAUUCCGUCAUUCCAUCAAUCGCCGGCAGCGGCCGUAAAUACGUGUGGAAAUUAGAAAAGGUGUUUUAUCUUAAGUACACAGUGCCUGAAGGCACAUGAGCUGCUUUCCAGUAUUUUCGGCGAUUUGUUGCGAUCAGAUCUAUUGCUAAUAGGUGUACCCCAUUUCAACCGCACACGAAGAUUAGCAGUAAAAGUGAAAGUUUUACCGCCACACAGUGCCACAUAAUGAAAAAAGGCUUGGCGAUAACCUUGGGGAUACUGGUGCAGUUGGUAACGUUGGCUAUUUGUCAACGUGUAGCACCUGGUGUUAAUCCAACUCAUUAUCAGCAACAACAACAGCAACAGCACCAGCAGCAGUACCAACCGCCACCACCACAGUAUCAGCAAGCUCCGCAGCACCAGCAGCCGCAAUAUCAACAGCAACCGCCCCAGCAGCAGCAACAACACCACCAGGGACAACCUCAGUACCAGCAACAACAGCAGCAACAACAACAACAGCAACAACACCAACAACAGCAGUUCCAACAGCCACAUGGCGACCAUGGUCAGCAAGUGCUACAUACGGGAAACCUUCAGCAGGAGAAACAACACAUUGCGGAACAUAUGGAUGUUCCAAUCGAUACGAGCAAAAUGAGCGAACAGGAGUUGCAGUUUCAUUAUUUCAAAAUGCACGACUCUGACAACAACAACAAGCUGGAUGGAUGUGAGCUAAUUAAAUCACUCAUUCAUUGGCACGAACAAGGAAAGGCGCAAGAAAACAGUGGCCAAGCUCAACACGAAGAAAAAAUAUUCUCCAACGACGAACUGUCCGCCCUAAUCGAUCCCAUCCUCAACUCGGACGAUCAUAACCAGGAUGGUUUCAUCGAUUACCCAGAGUUUGUGCGCGCCCAGCACAAAGCAGCCCAGCAGCAACAUCAAGACCAGCAACAGCAACAAGAACAGCAACCUCACCCUUAGAGAAUUCACGAUUUUAGGCGUGCAUAACUUGACCCUUAACAGACUGAUACGAAAUAAGCGAGCUUUUAAAGCGCAGCUAAAACGAACGAAAAGGGACAAGUAUUAUUCCCGAUUCCCGCGAUCAAUGUCAACAUGUUCGAGCUGACACAUUCCACAAACCAGAACCAGACGUUUAAACGUUUUAAAGACGUACGAGACAAUUCAGUCAUCUCAUUUUAUUAAACACUAUUACAGUAGAAAUGUACCUUGCACAAACAAAAUUUAUUAGAAAACAACUAUCUUUGAUCAAAGUCGAACUUUAUCCGUUAACAUGAACAUUCCAUGAUGCUUCUGAUGGCAAGAAUCAUUGCAAACCGCACAAAAGAAAUUUUAUGUUAUUUGGGGCUUAUGAUGUAUGUGUUUGUUUUUUUUAGUGUAUUUUGUUCAAAUGAAGAUAAAUAGAAGACAACCGAUACAGACGUA